AUGUAUAGAUGCAGAUGUAGUAAACAAUUUUAUAAUCAAAUCGAUUUAGAUGAUCAUAAAAAAAAUUGUAAAGAUCGAUGUUUUAUUUGUGAAUUAUGUAAUGAAAAUGUGCCAUCAUAUGAUAUGACUUAUCAUUUAAAUCAAUGUGGUAAUAAAACAAUAAAAUGUUCCAAAUGUCAAAACUAUAUUCGACGCGCAAUUUAUAAUUAUCACUUGGAUAAUAAUUGUACUGAUUUGGAUGAAGAUGAAAAUAUUUUCACUAAAAAAGAUAUUAAAUAUAGACAUGUUGGGAAUUCGAACUCUGUUGAACCAGAACAAAAUUUUAAAGGUUAG
Messenger RNA from Adineta steineri, 333 nucleotides. The record is from the annotation of a GenBank genome assembly. NCBI's taxonomy places the organism in Eukaryota, Metazoa, Rotifera, Eurotatoria, Adinetida, Adinetidae.